Haliotis rufescens (red abalone) is the source of this 2051-nucleotide messenger RNA. RefSeq names its product carbonic anhydrase-like. Gene Ontology annotation, molecular function: zinc ion binding; carbonate dehydratase activity. NCBI's taxonomy places the organism in Eukaryota, Metazoa, Mollusca, Gastropoda, Lepetellida, Haliotidae. The coding region runs from base 1 to 1542 and encodes 513 amino acids. The record is from RefSeq and is a predicted model, not a curated record. The transcript has 13 exons. Gene Ontology annotation, cellular component: cytoplasm.
AUGCAAUGGGGGUACAGCACCGAGAACGGACCCAAGUAUUGGAUCAACAACUUCCCCAUAGCCGCGGGCAUGCAACAGUCUCCUGUGGACAUCAACUCGACCAAUGUCGAGUUCGACCAGAAGCUCGAGGCCAACCCUCUUUCUGUCAAGUACUUCAUCGAACAGAACAUGGACUUCGAGAACACAGGUUUCUCCGUCAAGGCCAACAUCCGGGAACCGUCGACUAUCUCAGGGGGGCCCCUGGACAGCACGUAUCAACUUGAGCAGUUCCAUCUCCACUGGGGGUCAUGUGACGAGAGGGGGUCGGAGCACACAGUGGAGGGCAAGACAUUCCCAGCCGAGCUUCAUCUCGUCCAUUGGAACCGUGAUAAAUAUUCAAGCUUCGGUGAAGCUGCAGACAAGCAUGAUGGUUUGGCAGUGUUUGGCAUCUUCUUGGAGGUUGGCGCUGAGCAUCCGGGUUUCAAACCUUUAACCGACGGUUUAGAUGCUGUCAAGUUCCGUUCCAAACAUGAACAGGUCAAAGGCCAGUACAACCCCAAAUGUUUCCUCCCAGACACAAUGCCCGAGUACUGGACUUAUCCCGGGUCUCUGACCACGCCCCCCUGCUACGAGAGUGUCACGUGGAUAGUAUUUAAAGAACACAUGGUGGUGUCGGAGAGUCAGUUAAAGGCCCUUCGAAGUCUGUGUUGGGGGGACUGCGACGGCGACUGCAUCGUCGACAACUACAGGCCACCGUGUGAGCUAGGCAGCAGAAAGAUCCGAGCAGCAUUUCAUUACUCCUUGUCUGUUGAAGGACCUGCACACUGGAUCCUGGAGUACCCAAACGCAGGUGGUCGCCACCAGUCUCCUGUUGAUAUUGAAACUGAGUUGGUUGAAUAUGACUCUGUCAUCCAUGAACAUCCACUUAAAAUUGACUUCAAGACGGAGCACGACCCGGAAGCACAGAACAAUGGACACUCCUUUGUAGUUGGAAUUACGGAGGAGUCAACUGUAACUGGCGGAAUCCUCGGGAAGGAGGAAUACAAUUUGAAGCAGUUCCAUUUCCACUGGGGUGGCACCCCCAAUGUCGGCUCUGAACAUACGGUUGAUGGGAAACAUUAUGCCGCAGAGCUUCAUUUCGUGUCCUAUGACCCUAAGAGAUACGGCACAUUUGAGGAAGCUAUUUCCAAGAGGGAUGGCCUGGCGGUGAUUGGAGUUUUCAUCGAGAAAGGGGAAAACGAAAACAAAGAAUUCGAAAAACUGUGCCAGCUGAUGCCGGGGGUUGAGAAAGCGGACACCUGUUGUCUUAUGAAAGACGCUUUUCAUCCUUCUAAACUGCUGCCAUCUGAUACAAGAAAGUACUAUACCUACCCUGGAUCUCUGACCACGCCCCCUUUGUCGGAAUGUGUCACAUGGAUAGUAAUGGCAGAACCCAUCCUAGUGUCUGAACGCCAGCUGAAGAGUCUGAGGUACCUGAAAGAUCCACACGGUGGACACCUUGAAAACAACUUCCGGCCCACCAUGCCUCUUGGAGACAGGGUGGUGAAAGCGUCCUUCAAAUGAUGCGGUGAAUGGAGCGAGAUGGACAUUGGAUCGCAUCUGUUGUUUACGCCAAAUAGAAUCUGUUUCGGUUAUUCUCUUGCACUGAUAAUAUAAAAUUUAUCUACAUGUGCACUAAUCACUACAACUCUAUACCACAUCUAGAACAAACCGCAGAAACUGCACGAGCACUUGUAUCUAUCUGUAAGACGUAAAAGAAUGUAGGUGCUGCUGUUUGUCUCACUCGGACUAAAGAUAAAUGCUGGUCACAUAUUUUCAGACAAAUACAACUUUUGCGAUCUGCAGUGAUCACAUAAUGAAGUGUUCACCAUAUCAUAUGGUUAUGAGACUACGGUUGUUUGUAGAUGUGCAGCCAUAGAAUUAUGUCACAAAUUAUUUUAAAAGAAUGACAACAAUAGUUUGUUUACAUCUUAUUCUUCCUUUCAAUGACCUAUGACUAUGGUGCUUUUUCAGAAGAUAUGUUGCCACGUGCACAUGUACAAUUAGAAAGUGAAAUAAAUCCUUACAGUAUU